GUAUAUCACAUAUAAGUUCCAACAAUUGUAAAAUUUUCUCCUUCCUCUCUCAUAAUCCCAUUUCUGAAUUAUUAUUUCUUUAAACUAUGGAGCUUCUUCCUUUUUGGAGAAACUUCAGUACAGCUCAGAGAACUCCAAGAAUAUUAAUUCUUGUUUCCUUAACAUUAAUCAUUCUUGGUCUUAUUCCUCUUUACCAUCCUUUUUAUAGGUACCCUGCGAAUUUAGUCGUAGACCAUUCUUCUAAAAUUACAUCAUCACUAUCAUAUGGUACUACAACUAAGUACCAAAAGAUAAUAGAACAGGAUGAUGAAGACACGUGUGAUGUAUUCAUUGGAGAGUGGGUUCAUAAUCCGGAUGCUCCGUAUUACACGAACUUGACAUGUUGGGCGAUCCACGAACACCAAAAUUGCAUGAAAUAUGGGAGGCCGGAUAUUGACUUCUUGAAAUGGAGAUGGAAGCCUAAAGGGUGCGAUCUACCAAUUUUUAACCCGUAUCAAUUUUUGGAUAUGAUGAGAAAUAAGUCUAUGGCAUUUAUUGGAGAUUCAGUCGGAAGAAAUCAAAUGCAGUCUUUAAUUUGCCUCUUGUCUCGGGUGGAAUAUCCGAUUGAUAUUUCUUAUGACACAGAUCAAAAUUUCAGAAGGUGGAAAUACACGACAUAUAAUUUCACCUUAGCAGCAUAUUGGUCACCAUUUUUGGUCACGGUUAAAGAAUCAGACCCUGAUGGUCCUAGCCAUACAGGACUUUUCAAUCUUUAUCUUGAUGAACCUGAUCCAAAAUGGACUACUCAAAUUGAAAAUGAACAAUUCAAUUAUUUGAUCCUCAAUUCUGCUCAUUGGUACACAAGGUGCAGUAUCUACUACGAAAAAAAUCAAAUAAUUGGGUGUCAUUACUGUGGACUACCAAAUAUUACUGAUCUCUCAAUAAAUUAUGGCUAUCAAAAAGCACUUAAAACAACUUUAAAAGCCAUAAAUAGUUUAGAGAAUUUUAAAGGUGUUACUUUUGUUAGGACAAUUGCACCUUCUCAUUUUGAAGGUGGUGAAUGGAAUAAAGGUGGAAAUUGUGUGAGACAAGGUCCAUUUAGAAGUAAUGAGACAACAUUGGAUGGUAUAAGUUUGGAAUUUUAUAGGACACAAGUUGAAGAAUUUAAGAUUGCAGCUAAGGAAGGGAAGAAAAAAGGUAAAAGGUUUAGAUUAUUGGAUAUGACACAAGCAAUGUUGUUGAGACCAGAUGGUCAUCCUAGUAAAUAUGGACAUUGGCCAAAUGCUAAUGUGGUUUUGUAUAAUGAUUGUGUGCAUUGGUGUUUGCCUGGUCCUAUUGAUACUUGGAGUGAUUUCUUGCUUCAUAUGUUGAAGUUAGAGGGAAGGAGAGCUCUUGAAGAAAGUCUUCAAUUGAAAUAAGGUGCAAAAAAUAAAAAUAAAUUGUACCCUAAUUUUUUAUUUGUUUUAUUUAAUUGUUGAUUUUAUUUUAUUUAAAGAAGAUCAUGAAUAGUGUUGCUUGACAUGGAUAUAGUUACUUUUUAUGAGUUUCAAUUCAACGGAGUAUUUUAAAUCUUUUGUUUCGAAAUAAAAAA
Solanum tuberosum (potato) is the source of this 1570-nucleotide messenger RNA. RefSeq names its product protein trichome birefringence-like 19. Gene Ontology annotation, cellular component: Golgi apparatus. The transcript has 2 exons. Bases 87 to 1397 code for a protein of 436 amino acids. Lineage: Eukaryota; Viridiplantae; Streptophyta; Magnoliopsida; Solanales; Solanaceae. Gene Ontology annotation, molecular function: O-acetyltransferase activity. The record is from RefSeq and is a predicted model, not a curated record.